This is a messenger RNA of Octopus bimaculoides (California two-spot octopus), 2892 nucleotides long. RefSeq names its product MYCBP-associated protein. The record is from RefSeq and is a predicted model, not a curated record. Lineage: Eukaryota; Metazoa; Mollusca; Cephalopoda; Octopoda; Octopodidae.
UCCGAAGCAGAUGUGUGCGGCCUUUCAGCAGCACUUUGCUCGGCUGUUCGGGACGUGUGGUGGGACGGACAACGACACAGACUUCAGUGUGUACCUGGACGUCUUGCUGCAACUCUCGGUGAACGAGGCGGAGUGCUGCGAUUGGUUUCAAAACGGGUGGACGUGUUUUCGAAAGCUCCACCAAGCAUGACGGUAAGAACAGUAAAAUCUAGGCAAGUUCUUGUGAAGAAGAAAAUCUUGGCGGAAGUUAAGAAGAAAAAACAAAAACAGUCUGUGGUAACUAAAAUUGCCGCUCCAGAUGCUCAUAUCAAGUCUGACAACUUUAUUCAUGGUCCAGAGUUUGAUGAUAUUGGCCGGUUAAUACCACACUCUAUAGCUGGAACUUAUGAAGAUUUCUGUACCAUAGCUAUUAAAAAUAAUUUUCCUGUCCCCAAAUGUGAAGAUGUUAUAAGCAGCCCAGAUUUGUCAUCUCUUGACAGCACUAGAUCAUUGCAACAACCAAUGGCCGAUUCCCAAGCACUAUGUAACUGGUUCCAAAGAAAUGCAGAUCAAAGGCAGCAGCAACUUUAUAUCAGCCAACAAAUUCAAAGAGACCCAGUUGAUUUAGUAAUGAAUCGAGGAAAUAGUUUUAAUAACAGGAAAGCCUUGGAAACAGAUUCAUUAGAAUGUCAUUCAACAGUUGCAUUUUGGAAACAACAAAAAAGAUUUGGCGAUGCAGUAAAGGGCAUACAUUCAACCCUUGCUCUGAGUCAAACAUGCCGUGCAGUGUAUGAACAAGUUGGGAUUUCUCAAAUGAUUCAAAAUGAAAAAGGUAUAUUUCAUCCUAACAAUUCAGGGCAAACGGCAGACAAAAACAGUUUUAGAAUUUCCUUACCAAAAUGUAAAAAACUGAACUCUGUUGCGCCAGAUUUCCAAUAUCUUCAAGUGAAGGGACAACAAAUUGAUGGGCUAUUUGAAAAUGUAAAAGACCACAGUAAAGGGAGGACUUCAAAAUUUAUUGCAGAGGAAUUACCAAACACUCCAGAAGAGAGGAAAAGUUCAGUAACUUCUGAAGUUGCAGAUGACGACAGUCUCAUAACUGGUCCAGCUUUACUACUCAACGGUCGACAAGUGAACUGGGUCUUGAACAAUGAGGGCUCACAAGAAAACACUUUGGAAUUCCUGUUCUAUUUUGAAGCACUUCUUGAACAAAAAGACAAAUCUUGUCUGUUUAUUGAGAAUAAUGGUACCACAGCUAUAUUUUACAAGUGGAAAAAACUUGUCAAAGACAACCCGUUCAACCCUUACCAAAGACAACACCAAUAUUUCUAUUUCAAUGAUUCAGAUGGUGUUAUUUUACCAAACCAGACAAUUGAAUUCCCGUUUACUUUUAAAUCCUCCCAAAUUGGGAUUUUCUAUGAAGUGUUGCAGUUUGUCACCCUUCCACAGUUACCCUGUGUCAUUAUAUCGCUACAAGGGAUCAUUAAACCACUGGACACAUAUAGUAACUCCCGGAGUAAUCUAUCGGAAUAUUUAGAUGCCAAAGUGAAAAGCUGUAUGGCAGAGGAGCUUGUUCUGGAUAUAUGUAGGUCAGUAUGUCCUAGGGUGCAGGAAGGUUACCCUGAUGACUUCAAGGUGAAAACCGAAAAGACAUUCAAACUCCAGCACCCCAAUCUGAAUUAUGAUUACAAGGCUGUUUCCAACUUGGCAACGAUAUAUUCUUCUAUUUUCCCAAAUGCUGAGCAAAAUGGAAAGCAUUGGAAUUACUCUGUGAAUGAACUUGUAGAGUACAUUAAUGCAAUGGAUGACAGCGAUGAGAAAGAAUGUUUUCUCUACAAAGUUGAUGAAUCUGUACAUCAGAUGCAAUUUGCAACGGACACCUACAAGGGAAACAACCACUAUUAUUAUGUAUACAUUUUACUAGUGGAUGGAAUGAAUUUGCUAACCAAACAGUUAAAUACAAUGUGGCAAGUGUUUUUACAGCGGCGAUCAUGGGGCACUACCCUGAAAACGUCUGUUGACCAAACUGACUCAGUAGUUACGUAUACGUAUUCUAACACUGGUUUUACCAGUGGGAAAAAACUGGAGGAUUUUCGAAGGAAAAGGAACGGCAAGAGAGUUACAAGUCAUCGGAGAACACUGACAACUGAUAGCAGUUACAAUCCGGAAGUGAUUAGAAUUCGGGCAAAAAAGAUGUACAUAGAGGUCUAUGAUAUAUUAGUCCGGACAAUUGAUAACAUAGAAAAGGUGCUUAAUGAAAUUCAAUCUUAAGAAGAAUUUAUCAGCCAGCAUGACAGAAAAUUACACACACUCUCACACACACACACACACACACACACACGCGCGCACGUGCGCAUGCUCACACAUAACAAUGAUUAAUAAAACUGACAUUUCGCAUUUUUUUUUUUACUCUGAGUCUCACAUUUCUACUUAGAGUAACAAUGGCGUAAAAUCUAAGAGUUUGAAUGUUAUUUACUCUAAAUUCAGUAUUGAGUACACUUUCGUUAUGCUUGUGUGAGUGUGCAUGUGCGUGUAUGUGUGUAUGUAUAUAUAUAUAUAUAUGAAUAUAUAUGCAGGUAUAUAUACAUAUAUGUGUGUAUAUAUACACACACACACAUAUAUAUGAAUAUAUACAUAUAUCUAUCUAUCUAUCUAUCUAUCUCUACAUGUAUGUAUUUGUAUGCCUGUGUAUAUAUAUAUAUAUAUAUAUAUAUAUAUGUGCAUGUGCGGAUAAGUGUGCACGCGCACGUGUGUAUGUGUGUGUGUGUGUGUGUGAUAUGUGUGCUUGUGUGUGUGUGUCUUCCAUCUUUUAAGUACUACAACAAGAUCUUUCUUCUGUUCUUUAAAUUUGAAUUUAUGAAAGAUUGGGCUAAAUAUAUGUAUUACAAUUCAAUAAAAUAUUUCAAUAUUUCA